AUGCUUAUCGACUUACCUUACGAAACAGGUGGAGCCAUUUUAAUAGUGACGUACUCUAUGCAAGGCAAACUUUGCGUAUAUCGCGUUCAAGUCAAAUGGGAAACCGCACCUGUUGACCCGGGACAGCAAAAGCAGCCCGGGUUCAGUCCACCACAUGCACCUGUUAUCCAGAUAAUACAUGUGAAGACCGAGACCCCCAAAACCGUUUUCACAAAACCCAUCGACCAUAAUGUCAACUUUACCUCUAUGAUCAAACCUAUAUCUAAUCUCACCCAUCUUGAGAUAAUCAAUGUAUCAUCGGAUAGCUCAAGUGGAGGCUCUAAUGAACCAUAUAUAUUAGCAGUGUUUUCUGCUCCUAUUCCUACUUUGGAAACGCAGCAGCAACCCAAUAGUGCUUCAAGUAUCCUCGUUCGCUGGGACCUACGUUCUGCCAGUCAGAGUUUACACGACUCCUUCGACGAAGUACCACCAAGACGACCCACACAUCAUUUGAAGCAUAGAACAGAACUUGUUAGGCAAAAUGACAUGUAUUUGGAUCAACGCGUACUUUCAAUUGAUCAUUUUGAGGCAGGAAAUGUUAUAGCUCUGACCUUCGACAACGGAAACAUCAAAUUUUUUGAUGCAAAAACGGUGCUUCCAUCCGAGUCGACGGAUAAUCUUACAGUCAUUUCGAAUCUGCCUCAAGCAGGGUUCAGCUUCCCUACUAUUGGAUCAGCAACUUGUAUUUCUUUUUCGCCCUGUGGAUGCCUGGCUGUGACAUUGGAUGAGAAUAGCGCCUUACAGCUUCACGCAAUGGAACUUUCACUUGCAACUGAAGACGGAUUGUACAGGGAUGGUGCCCGGAACGGGUUUGUCACCGAGAUAUACCAGGCUCUGUCCAUGAAUACAGAUUUUACCAUCGAACAGGAUAAACUCAUGAAUAAUCCAUAUAUCCAAAAAUGUCUUAGCAUGCAAGCUGCCCUUGGGUUCAACGGACAGUUCCAGCCACGGAGCCUUACUGCAGCUCUAUCAUGGUUUAUAUUGCAACUGAGGCAAAUCUCUAUCCUCUUCGCAUAUUUCCUUCAUUUUAACAAGAGUGGCAGUGAUUCAGAAUGUCACGAACCUGGUAUGGUCCCUGAGCAUCAUGAAUUAUUUGAGAAAUAA
Molecule: messenger RNA, 1143 nt
Organism: Uncinocarpus reesii 1704
Lineage: Eukaryota; Fungi; Ascomycota; Eurotiomycetes; Onygenales; Onygenaceae
Exons: 4
Coding region: 1-1143 (380 amino acids)
Biological process (GO): positive regulation of DNA-templated transcription
Cellular component (GO): mediator complex
Molecular function (GO): protein binding
Source: RefSeq, a predicted model, not a curated record